UCUUUGCCUGGUGCGACGGUAAUGUUGUGCAUUCAACAUUCCCCGAGGAGGCUUUUUCUUUCCCCUCUUCCCCAACCGGGAAUAUCCCUCCAUCGAUCCAUCAUUUCAUUUCAUUCAGCGCCCGGGCGGACACAUCCUUUCCAUCUAUUGAUUUGGUCUGGCAUGGUCUGGGUCUGGAUCUCACGCCCGCCCGGGCUGCGCUCUGCGCUGCAGGCGCGGCACACCGCAUGCGUGUUGCACCACAGCCCCAGUGACGCCUGGGUGCCCUCACAUGUAUGUAUGUAUUAUGCGGGAAUAUCUAUGUCUAGCUUCGAUGAAAUCAUUGUACUCUAUUCUGUACGAUUAAAUGACAUCAUGGGCAAGGCAAAGCCACAACGUAGCGUUUUGUGCAAUGGUGACAAUGCGCCUUGUUGGGGUAUUAUGCCGGCUGCAUCUAGACUCUGGUGAAAUGUUACCCUAGGUUAUCUGAAUCGGGGAGAUUGAAAGAAC
Aspergillus welwitschiae is the source of this 489-nucleotide messenger RNA. RefSeq lists its product as uncharacterized. The transcript has a single exon. Bases 22 to 447 code for a protein of 141 amino acids. The record is from RefSeq and is a predicted model, not a curated record. NCBI's taxonomy places the organism in Eukaryota, Fungi, Ascomycota, Eurotiomycetes, Eurotiales, Aspergillaceae.